Erpetoichthys calabaricus (reedfish) is the source of this 1214-nucleotide messenger RNA. RefSeq lists its product as uncharacterized. The record is from RefSeq and is a predicted model, not a curated record. The transcript has 3 exons. Gene Ontology annotation, molecular function: NAD+ poly-ADP-ribosyltransferase activity. Lineage: Eukaryota; Metazoa; Chordata; Cladistia; Polypteriformes; Polypteridae. Bases 318 to 965 code for a protein of 215 amino acids. Gene Ontology annotation, cellular component: cytoplasm.
GUAAAAUCUCGCGUUUGGGGCGACACGCUGGAAACCGAAUAUCGAGACUGCUGACACAGCUGGCCAGUUUUUACCGUUUAACUUUUUUUUUUUUAAAUAAAUUUCUACUACCGUGACAUUUCUAAGUUGAGUGCUAGGAUUGCCCGUGUACUCAUUUCUUCUGUUGAUAAUCCUUUGGGAUGAAAUUCUUCAUUAAGAUUUGGACAUAAUAAGUCUUCAUUUAUUGGGAACUUUAAGUGAGCAAAACGCAAAAGUUUAUAAGAGCUGAGAGAGAAGGAACUGUGUCUAAGAAAAGCAUUCACAAAUGAGAGGUUAUCAUGUCUAUUCACUUCUUUGGUUGGGAAACUCAUACUGAGAGACGAAGACUCCUAAAGCCUGGACAGCAUCCUAGGACGGGGCAUAGAUACACUAUGUUCCAUGGCACACAUAAAAGCAAUGCUGAAGCCAUCGUUACAUCAGGCUUCCGUCCAUCCUCUGGAGGUACUCUGGGAGCUGGAGUAUACUGUAGCCGGAAUAUCAUGAAGGCAAUGAAUUAUCCUGUAGCAUGUAGCAGCAAUGACAGAGUGGUGUUUCAGCUCAGAGUACGAGUUGGAAAAGUCAAGAAGAUUGAUCAGCACAACUUUAAUAUGGCUACUACCUGGCACCAGCAAGGCUAUGAUACUGCAUGGUUGCCCCCUACUGUUGCAGGAUUAGAGGAAGACUGUGUAUGGGACCCAGAUAGACUAGUUGUAGUGGGCAUUGCACAUUGCACUGAUACAUCAUUUAGGAAGAAACUUGAAGAACUGAUCAGGGCACAGCCUAAGGCCAAACUGGAUGAAGGAACUAGCAGUCAAAAUAAAUGUAUCGCAUGUGGGUGGCCUGUGUGUGACCAUGAAACCAUACAGUGCUGGGGCUGCAAGAAAACAAUCUGCCCUUUCUUGGUUAAACACAAGUGCAAAGAGAAAUCUGAAAUCAAACCAAAUUAGAAUUAGGGAUUACUGGGACCUAGAUAUACUGAGUUUUCUUUAGAAAUUAUUAAAUUAAAAGCAUUUCUCCAUUUGUUUUUCUUUUUCAUGUGAUUGUUAAAUUGUAUGAUUCCCACAUCUUGUGAUUCACGUCAUGCAAUCAGGCAUGUAUUCUUUACAAGCAGCAGUAAAAUCUUCAAAAAGAUAGUUAAUGCCUAUGGGCAGCAAGAAGAAUAUGAGUAACGAACAAUAAAUGGUGAUGUGGUAUGA